GUUCGUUAGCGAGGCGUUUCCGCAGCAUUAGGAAUGGACCCAGUCCAACUUAGAGAACUGCCUUUUGACCAUAAUCCAGAUGUCAUAAAUAAAGAAUCAUAUGUCUCAAGACCCAGAAGGCUCUUAGAUAUUACCACCGAUGUUACGCAAUUUAGAACACUUCUUUAUAUUCACUCGCUCACGUCUAUGAUCCGAAUAAUUGAAGACUGUUCUUGGAUGGCCGCUUUUUGGCUUUUGUGUCCACUAGAUCCCGAUAGCGAUUUCUCAGUGUGACAGCACCCAUGGUGCAACGAGACGUCGAGCGUUUAUCCCGGUGAGUCUAGUUAGUAGAUAUAGGACAUUGUCAGAGGCGACGUCACUAAUUAGGUUGAUAGAAUCACGCAGCAAGGAUGCCCGAUAGACAACAGAGAACAGCACCUCGAAGACAUAUUGCGCGCACACUCCCCUAUCGCCACUAUUCACCAUCCUUGGCGGUCGUUAUACCAGCCAAGCGGAACACUCCAGGAUCGCACAGAACCAGCCAUGUUGGCAACAGUCCAGACAAUCCAAUUGUGAUACCGGAUGGCCCGGAUUCAAAACGCGCAACGAUAGCACCACCCCGCUCGACUCUUCUGCACGUCAAAGAUAUCCUGUGCGAAAGCAGUGGACUAACCUGCCCCAUUUGCUGGGAGAACACUGUUGAUGGCCUUGUUGCAGUUGGAUGUGGCCAUGUGUGUCAUCAACAGUGCUUCAGUCAAUAUAUCCGUCAGUAUUUCGAGUCGCGACUGCUAGCUUCAGGAAAGAUACAGAUUCCGUGUCCAAUGUGCCGAGCCGAUUGUUUUGGGCGGCUGGAGCGAUCUCAACCCCACCAACCGUUGCAUUUUGUUGUCCGCCCUUGGGAUGCCGAUACCUCAGUGACACGGGCUGUCCGUUCCCUCACCGUUUAUAUGGAGGGCAUACGCCUGUAUGCCCAUCGCUGACUACUCUGCCUAGGCCAAUGAUAUGACUUUCAUAGAUUUUGGUUGGAACAUUGAUGCGUACACCAGUUCCCCAGCCCCAUCGUUCUAUAGCUUGUCGCUAUGCCAAUCCUGUCACGCAUGUCCAGUCUCACACUUCUCUGCAAUUCUAAACUGUUC
Molecule: messenger RNA, 1115 nt
Organism: Aspergillus wentii DTO 134E9
Lineage: Eukaryota; Fungi; Ascomycota; Eurotiomycetes; Eurotiales; Aspergillaceae
Exons: 2
Coding region: 390-959 (189 amino acids)
Molecular function (GO): metal ion binding
Source: RefSeq, a predicted model, not a curated record